CCCGGAGGGAGGCUCGGCGCGGCCGGGCGGGAGGGCCGAGGGCUGAGGGCUGAGGGCCGGGGUGGGCGGCUCGCACGCGGCCGCGCGGCGCCGGGACCGCGUCCCAGGUGCUCGCCGGGCCCCUGGGCUGCGGGGCCGCAGCUGCGCUGGUGCCGGCAAGCGUGUUCGCAGAUGCGGGCGACUCGGGCGCUGCUGGGUCGGUGCCGGCCGGCGAGGCCGGAGGCGCCCUGGAGCCCAUCCCACUGGACGGCCCCCGACGCGGUGGUUUCCUAGAAGGGCCCCGAGCGGUGUCCUUUCCCAAAGUUGCCGCCGAUCGUCCGCAGAGCGGGGGGCGUAUGCCUCCAGCCCAGGUUUUCUGCACCCGAAGUCCCGCCCUCCGACGUGCGGGGCCCCGGUUCACCCAGAACAACGUUGCGAUCCAUAUUUGCUGUAUUUCGUAGGGGGAAGCAGUUGAACGAGGACCAUGAGGUCAGAGGCUCACUUUUUUACUGUCUCAAAUCAAGAAAGCGAAAGCAAACCGUCGAGGCUUUGACUGAAGCGUCCUGCGCGUUGUGCCUCGGAGCACCGGUUUUGUGACUCUCAUCAUGGCAGAAGGGAGAUCGCCAGACAAAAAAAGGCCUCGCAGAAGCUUAUCCGGCAGGAAAACUGAAAAAAAGGCGCCGAGUUCUAUCAUCUCGUUCUUUAACAACGCGCCGCCUGCUAAACUUGCCUGCCCCGUGUGUAGUCAGAUGGUGCCAAGAUAUGACUUAAACCGACACCUUGAUGAAAUGUGUGCUGGCAGCGACGUCGUUGGACUCGAUCCAGCGCAGACCGGCUUGAUCAACUCUAAGGUAUCCGCAGUGGGGUCGGCCAGUAUUGCCCUAGCAGGUGUAACACCGAAGAAGCCAUCACCAACCAAGACGCGUUUAACCCCUGGCAAAAACGAUUCAGCAGAAAUGAACAGAAAACAGCAUACGAGUCCCUACUUUAAAGCGAGUGGUGACUUCAUAUGCAAAAGUCAAGAUGAGCUGAGAAAUCAGAACGUGCAAGUCAUUUCUUUGGGAAGCCUGUCAUCCAAGUUGUCCAGAAAAUACAUAAAAGCUAGGGUGUCGGGAGAUAAGGGUGAGGAGUUGGCCAGCCGUAGUCCACGGGGCGCUGUCUCCCCGGCUGGGAGGAGUCUGGUUGGUAGCUGUUCAGAACCUGAGGACAAGGAGGAACUUUUGGAGAAUAGUUCUCAAAAGGAAAACAUUUUUACAUGUAAUUCUUUAGAGGAAGAAAGUCCUGAACACGCACUAGAAAGCAGCAGAAUAAUGGAAGCUGAGAGCCAGAGGGGCACCGGGGAGUGUGGGAAGUCAGUUCCCACCCGCGGAGUCUCAGCUAAAGCUCCCGCUCCGUCUUCGCCAGAUGUAACAGCCGGGCAGGCACUGAAUUGUCCUACAGAAGCCGGACUUGUGAAGCAGGAGAGGGUCAGCAGAAUAGACCAUGUAGGGGUUGAAACACGUGAGGCAGGCAACCGCGAAGAGCAAGAACUGACUGGCGUUUCAGAAACUAAAACACGGUCAUCAGAUUCGGAGCCAAGAUCUCAGGGUUCAGCAGCGGAUGCUCCUAGCUGGAGUGCUGUCCAGAAGCCUCCUCUGGAGGGUGACAGCGGCUCAGAGAAUGAAGUCGCUCGCAGUGUUCCUGCGGAACAGGGGUCAAGCUGCAGUGUGGCCGGAGCAGUGACCGCGACCCCGCCGAGCCAGCCUUACUACCUCCAGAGUUUCCUUGUGGUGCUGCGAGCCGUGCUGGGGAGUGAAGAUGAUAUGAUGCUUUUUGAUGAACAGGAGAAGGGAAUUGUAACUCGAUUUUUUCAGUUAUCAGCUAGUGGCCAGAAGUUAUAUGUACGGCUCUUUCAACGGAAGUUGAGCUGGAUUAAGUUGAAUAAAUUAGAAUAUGAAGAGAUUGCCCCCGACCUGACACCUGUGAUUGAGGAAUUGACUCGUGCUGGCUUUCUACAGACAGAAUCUGAGUUGCAAGAACUCUCUGAAGUGCUUGAACUCCUUUCUGCCCCUGAACUAAAAGCCCUGGCCAGGACCUUCCACUUGGGGAAUACCAACGGACAGAAACAGCAGCUGGUGGACGCCUUUCUCAAACUGGCCAAACAGCGCUCGGUCUGCACUUGGGGCCAGAGUCAGCCUGGGAUCCGUGCAGUGAUUUUAAAAAGAGCUAAGGACUUGGCUGGUCCAUCGCUGCGAGUGUGUGCAGGCCCCAGGGCUGUGUUCUCCCGGAUCUUGCUGCUCUUCUCGUUGACCGACUCUGUGGAAGAUGAAGAAGCGGCCUGUGGAGGUCAGGGUCAGCUCUCCACCGUCCUGUUGGUCAACCUUGGCCGACUGGAGUUUCCCAGCUACACCAUCAACCGGAAAACCCGAAUCUUCCAAGACAGGGAAGACCUUAUCAGGUACGCAGCGGCCGUGCACAUGCUGAGCGACAUCUCCACCGCCAUGGCCAACGGGAACUGGGAAGAAGCUAGGGAGCUCUCUGAGCGUGCAAAACGGGAGUGGAGUGAGCUGAAAGACCACCCUUCCUUGAGGUACCACGAGGGUUUGCCCCUCUUUCUGCGGUGCUUCACCGUUGGGUGGAUUUACACGAGGAUCCUGUCUCGGAUGGUGGAGGUACUGCAGAGACUUCACCUGUAUGAGGAAGCUGUCAAGGAGCUCGAGAGCCUUUUGUCUCAGAAGAUUUACUGUCCUGACAGCAGAGGCCGGUGGUGGGAUCGCCUGGCCCUGAACUUGCACCAGCACCUGAAGCGCCUGGAACUGGCCAUUAAGUGCAUUGCUGAAGGGCUGGCAGACCCAGACGUCAGGACAGGACACCGGCUGUCCCUCUACCAGAGAGCCGUGCGCCUGCGAGAGUCUGCAGGCUGUAAGAAGUACCGGUGCCUCUUCCGUGGGCUCCCGGAGAUAACCGUGGGAGAGGUCAGGCAUGUGACCAUCACGGGUAGGCUGUGCCCGCAGCGUGGAAUGGGCAAGUCUGUGUUUGUGAUGGAGACUGGGGACAGCGCCACCCCCACCACGGUCCUGUGUUCUGUGGAGGAGCUGGCCCUCGAGCAUUACAGACAAAGUGGCUUUGACCAGGGGAUCCACGGGGAGGGGUCCACCUUCAGCACCCUGUGCGGCCUCCUCCUGUGGGAUGUCAUCUUCAUGGAUGGGAUUCCAGACGUCUUCAGAAACGCCUACCAGGCCUGCCCGCUGGACCUGUGCACGGACAGCUUCUUCGCGAGCCGGGGCCCGGCCCUGGAGGCCAGGCUGCAGCUGAUCCACGACGCCUCGGCGGAGAGCCUGCGAGCCCAGGUGGCGGCCACGUGGCGGGCCCAGGAAGGCAGAGCGGCCGCCCUCGUCAGCUGGGAUCGGUUCACUUCUCUCCAGCAAGCUCAGGACCUCGUCUCCUGCCUGGGCGGCCCUGUCCUCAGUGGCGUGUGCAGGCGCCUGGCCGCUGACUUCCGGCACUGCCGAGGGGGCCUCCCGGACCUGGUGGUGUGGAGCUCCCGAAGCCAUCGCUUUAAGCUGGUGGAAGUGAAAGGCCCCAACGACCGGCUGUCGCCCAAGCAGGUGAUCUGGCUGGACGAGCUGCAGAGGCUGGGCGCCGCCGUUGAGGUCUGCCACGUGGCUGCGGUUGGAGCGAAGAGCCAAGGCCUCAGCUGAAAGCCACAGAACCAGUACUCUCUGGCCAUAUACUGAUAGGCUUUCAAAAGCAUAAAGCAAUGUAUUGUGUUUAAUUUUUAUUGCUGUCCGUUAUAAACCAAUGGUUUCACGACUCACUGUAUAGUGUUGGCAUAUUGUAAAACUUGCUGUUUGAAUGCACUGAUCCUACACAGUAGGCAAUAAACGUUUCAGAAGGUCAA
Messenger RNA from Oryctolagus cuniculus (rabbit), 3859 nucleotides. RefSeq names its product FANCD2 and FANCI associated nuclease 1 (gene FAN1). Gene Ontology annotation, biological process: interstrand cross-link repair. Gene Ontology annotation, molecular function: 5'-3' exonuclease activity; 5'-flap endonuclease activity; flap-structured DNA binding. NCBI's taxonomy places the organism in Eukaryota, Metazoa, Chordata, Mammalia, Lagomorpha, Leporidae. The record is from RefSeq and is a predicted model, not a curated record. Gene Ontology annotation, cellular component: nucleus.